GAGUUAUUCAGCAUGGUGUUCUUCACAUGCAAUGCUUGUGGCGAAUCCCUGAAAAAAGCCCAGGUGGAUAAACACGUGACUAUGUGCCGAGGCUGCCAGGUUCUGUCUUGCAUUGACUGUGGAAAAGAUUUCUGGGGUGAUGACUACAAAAAUCACAUCAAAUGCAUCAGCGAAGACCAGAAGUAUGGGGGUAAAGGCUAUGAGACCAAAGCAAACAAAGGAGAUGUGAAACAGCAUCAAUGGAUCCAGAAAAUCCACGAAGCCAUGAACAAACCUGGAAUUAGUGCAAAGCUGAAAGAUGUGCUCCAGCAAGUCGGUGCAUAUGACAAUGUCCCAAGAAAAAAGGCUAAAUUUGAGAAUUGGAUGAGAAACAGUCUAAGGAUUACCAACUCAGGUCUACAUGAAGAUGUAUGGGACAUCCUGAAUGCAGCUACUGACAUUAACCCUGAUGUACCCAAGAAGAAAAAACAAGUGAAAAAGACGCUGAUUGUAGUUGAAGUGGAUAGUAAUACGAAAGAAAAGCAAAAUGGCCAUUCGGAGAUGAAGAAAAAGAAACUUACAAAACAAGAGCGUAAAGAAGCCCGUCAACAGGCAAAUGGGAAACUUGAGAAAAAAUCAAAAAAGGCAGAACUGGCAGUAGCCGAGGAAGACCAGGUAGCCAAAAAGAAAAACGACAGAAAGAGAUCAAGGGUUUGUGAAGACAAUGAAAAUGGGAACCAAGAUGGUGCCUUUGAGCAAAUGUCCAGCAAAAAGGUGAAAACUGACCAAACAGCAGAGGUUGCUGUAUCUGAGCAGAGUGAGGAUCUAGCGGUUGCCAAAGGGAAUUUCAAAUGGAAAGAAACUAUUAAGGCAGUAUUGAGAAAUUCACCUGACCAGCAAUUACCAGUGAAGAAACUCAGGAAGAAGGUUCUGGCUGCCUACUUCUCAGUCACUGGUGAUGGGAAUUUAAAGACAAAUGAGGAGGUCCUUGCACUUUUCAAGAAGAAGAUUAAUCACAAUCCCAAAUUUAGAGUUUUGAAGGACAGAGUUAGUCUUGUAAAUUAACUAAGCAGAUUCCACCUCUAUGGCAUGAAAUGUAUAUCAGUUCAAGAUUAUGCUCAUUGUUAAGCGUUAUGAUUUUCAGGUAAGAUCUUGAUGAUUAAACCAUUUGUCUUUUA
Phyllopteryx taeniolatus (common seadragon) is the source of this 1157-nucleotide messenger RNA. It is a transcript of the gene lyar, whose product is annotated as Ly1 antibody reactive homolog (mouse). The record is from RefSeq and is a predicted model, not a curated record. Gene Ontology annotation, cellular component: nucleolus. Bases 13 to 1044 code for a protein of 343 amino acids. The transcript has 8 exons. Gene Ontology annotation, biological process: negative regulation of transcription by RNA polymerase II; rRNA processing. Gene Ontology annotation, molecular function: DNA binding. NCBI's taxonomy places the organism in Eukaryota, Metazoa, Chordata, Actinopteri, Syngnathiformes, Syngnathidae.